Messenger RNA from Mytilus californianus (California mussel), 1089 nucleotides. Its product is annotated as neuronal acetylcholine receptor subunit alpha-7-like. Gene Ontology annotation, molecular function: neurotransmitter receptor activity; extracellular ligand-gated monoatomic ion channel activity; transmembrane signaling receptor activity. The record is from RefSeq and is a predicted model, not a curated record. NCBI's taxonomy places the organism in Eukaryota, Metazoa, Mollusca, Bivalvia, Mytilida, Mytilidae. Gene Ontology annotation, cellular component: synapse; neuron projection; membrane. The transcript has 2 exons. Gene Ontology annotation, biological process: chemical synaptic transmission; regulation of membrane potential; signal transduction. Bases 40 to 1089 code for a protein of 349 amino acids.
AUUCUAACAAUUUUAAAUGGAUAUGAAUAUUAUGAUGACAUGAGAGAAGUUAAACAAAAAAUGCUGGAGAAGUACAAUGUUGAUGCCGUUCCGAAAUCUGCUAGUAAUGUGUCUCUUGUGGUGAACGCUACUUUGUAUGUUAUGGCUCUCAGUGGUUUGGAUGAGAAACAUCAAGUUCUAUCGAUGUCGGUAUUUUGGAUUAUUAGUUGGCAGGAUGUUAUAUUCAAAUGGGACAACACGAAAUAUAAAUCUGUAAAAGAAAUGACAGUCAAAGUUAGAGACCUGUGGGUACCUGAUGUUUUUGUCGUAAAUGCUCUCAAGGAUAUGCGCGUUAGUCGUUUGGAGGAAAAUGAAUAUGUGAAUGCAUUAUCAGAUGGACAUAUGACGUGGUAUCCGUCAACAGAAUUGAUGACGUCAUGCUCUGUGGAUAUUUCAAAAUAUCCCUUUGACAUUCAAGUGUGCAGCAUACGAAUAGAAUCCUGGUACCACAAUAGUAAAGAUUUUGUUUUAAAUCCUGGAAAUCCUGGAAUCGAUUUUUCUGAAAGUCAUUUUCUAGAAAAUGGAGAAUGGAAAGUUACUAACUUAACAUUAUUUUCAUAUAACUAUACGGAUUAUCUCGAUAACACAACAUUUUAUACUGGAAUUAAAUAUUUGAUUACAUUGAAGAGGAGAUCUUCUUACCACCUGUUGACCACGGGUUUUCCAUUUAUUAUCCUUAUGUUUCUGAACACACUCUCUGUUAUCAUCCCGACGGAAUGUGGAGAAAAAUUAGGAUUUUGUAUGGCACAGUUUUUAACAGUUAUUGUUUUUCUGACACUUGUUGCACAGUCAAUGCCCGUUUCUUCACUUACAGUUUCAUAUUUUACAUUAAUUAUUGCUUCGCAAAUUUUAAUCAGUGGAUUUUCGACGUUAAUUGUUGCUGUUAGCAUUUAUUUUCAAAAUAAAUCGGAAAACAAGAAACCGCCCUUGUUCCUGCAAAUUGUGUUAACACCACUUCUUUAUUUACAAAAUGUGUUUAAAAAUCCUGAAAAAGAAGACAAUGAGGAACAUGCAAUAACAUGGACGCAUUUUGAUGAAAGGCAAACCUGA